Molecule: messenger RNA, 411 nt
Organism: Entrophospora sp. SA101
Lineage: Eukaryota; Fungi; Glomeromycota; Glomeromycetes; Entrophosporales; Entrophosporaceae
Source: the annotation of a GenBank genome assembly
AUGCCGUUGGAAAAAAUUUUAAAGCCCAAUUCUAAAGCUAAUCAACCAUCCAAACCAUAUAAAAGAGUAAUCUUUAUAGGUGUGGAUGGAGUUGGCAAAUUUGUAGAAUCACCGGCCAAUUGUCCAAACAUUCAAAAUUUUCUUUCGACCAGUGCUCACACUUAUAAUGGUAGAGCCGAAUUACCAACAAUAAGUGCACAAAAUUGGGGAUCGAUGUUUCAUGGUGUGACUCCCGAUAAACAUGGUUUAACUAAUGAAUUAAUCGAGAAUGGUAAAACAUAUCCAGAAGAUGACAAGUAUCCAAGCAUAUUGAAAAUACUUGGCAACAAUGACAAAAGCGAUAAAGAAUUCACGUCUGCAAGUAUAGUUUCUUGGUAUCCAAUUAAUACAGGACUAUUGGAACAUAAAUAG